Molecule: messenger RNA, 1256 nt
Organism: Pogonomyrmex barbatus (red harvester ant)
Lineage: Eukaryota; Metazoa; Arthropoda; Insecta; Hymenoptera; Formicidae
Gene: BORCS6
Product: BLOC-1 related complex subunit 6
Biological process (GO): lysosome localization
Cellular component (GO): BORC complex
Source: RefSeq, a predicted model, not a curated record
GAGAAACCAUAAAAAAUAUGCACAUUAUCUACGCGAAUAAGGGUACAGCUAAAACGUGUCCAUGACCACUCUCAGGCUGCUCUCUGGUGUCCAAUUGCAACGUCGUCAAUGGGAUGUUCCUUUGUUUUGACAUUUAAAGAAACACGUCAGUGUGUAGGGUGAUUUUGACAGAUUUCUUAAAGAUCAGCAAAGGCAAUUAAUCGAGCCACAAAGAUGGAGUCAGACGAAAUUGAGGGAGCGUCGAAAUCAGGAACAUAUAUUCGAAACGACAAAAAUGCCGUCAUCGAUUACGACGAAGACAGAUUGCAUGAGAUGACUGCGUCUUAUUCUGAAAUAUCAUUUGAUUCCCAAUCCUCGCCACCUAUCUCAGAAUUAAGAUCGCUUAUUGACUCUCCAGACAUUGACAGUGGAAAAUUUUUGGAUGAUAAUCUGGAGAAAAUGGGAGGAACAGGUCAUAGACCAGAUCAAUUAAAUUUGCGAAGUAGAGAUGACAGUCCAAUAGAAAAUGACGAUCUUGACCCACCAAGUUAUCACAAAGCUAUGGGUUAUUUGCAACUGGAAGGAAAAGUAAUGCAGGAUGGAGAUAUGGUGUUGUUUGUGACAGAAGAUUUAGAAAACAAAAUCAAAUUGUCUAGUCCUGUAACCAAAAAGGGAGAUACUCCAUCAUUUCCAGGAUCUCGGAGCUCAACUCCAUGCUUAUAUAGACAAGCUCUAACUCCACAAUUACCACCUCUUGAUCACAAUGUAUUAAAUGAAUUGGAGAUGGAAGCUAGAAAAGUUGCAACUAGUGUGGAUGCACUGACUGAAAAUCUGGCCGCUAUUUUACAAAAUGCAUCUGCUCUUACAGUUGGUUGUUUAGAAACAUAUAGAGAUGCAGUAUGUAAAACAUGCGACGCGGUGGAUCACAAUAUAAAAUCAAUGUAUCAGUUAAUGGCUAAGUGCGAGGAAUUGUCUAAAUCAAUGGGACCAAUUUAUAAAUUAGCAGAGCAAAUCAAGGAAAUGAAGAGGAUGUUGGAAUUGUUCGAGAGCGCUAUGAAUCUGUGAAGCAACAUGAACAGAAAUUGCAUAGUGUGUCACAAAUAAUUAUAUUUCCGCGCGUUUUUAGAUCUAUUAUGAAAAUGUAUUUGCACAUUGUUACAUAUUACAUUCAUGAUAUUAGAAAAAAAUCUGUUGAUGUAUUAUGCAAAUAGAAUUAUGCAUAUGCUUUUCUGAAAAGUAUGCAUAUAUGCAAGUGAAUGUAUGUGAGUAUAUAUGCA